Athalia rosae (coleseed sawfly) is the source of this 2701-nucleotide messenger RNA. Its product is annotated as basic salivary proline-rich protein 2-like. Gene Ontology annotation, cellular component: nucleus. The coding region runs from base 230 to 2290 and encodes 686 amino acids. Gene Ontology annotation, molecular function: transcription coactivator activity. The transcript is spliced from 5 exons. NCBI's taxonomy places the organism in Eukaryota, Metazoa, Arthropoda, Insecta, Hymenoptera, Athaliidae. Gene Ontology annotation, biological process: positive regulation of transcription by RNA polymerase II. The record is from RefSeq and is a predicted model, not a curated record.
UCUCCCCCAAGCCAAUUCACAGGAAAUCAAAAGCGUCGAAAGAUGGACGCGUUGAACAGGCAACGAACUUGACUAUUUUUUGCCUGUUGGCUCAAUUAUUCACAUAUCCUACGUAUCCGAAUCAAGGAUCACCGUUGGAAAGAGUAUCGCGCAUUGUCUUGCUGCAGUUAACUGUGAAAUAUUCAAUAUUUGACCUCGUAUUUCAGCCCGAUACCAUCUACCUUUCAAAAUGUCAGUCACAUUCGCUCAACGAGGUAGACCGCCGCCAAAUCCAGCCCAAAUACAAAAGAUGCUCGAUGAGAAUAGCCAUCUGAUUCAGACAAUUCAAGAGUACCAGAACAAAGGGAAACCUCAAGAAUGCGUUCAGUAUCAACAAGUCCUGCACCGGAAUUUAGUAUACUUGGCAUCAAUUGCAGAUGCAAAUCAGAAUAUACAGGCGUUACUUCCACCUCCUCAAGGCAUACCCAAUGGAGCUCAACAUCCAAUGAUGGGACCCCAAGGCCCCCCAGCUGGUCCUCCUGGAGCAGCUGGACCUGGAACGGAGAUACCACCCAAUUCACAACAGCCUUUGCCUAUGUCAGGAUUCAAUCAAGCCCAAACAAUGCCUCAAGGAGGAUAUCGUGGCCCUGUUAUCCCUGGUCAAGGACCUAACAUGAAUCGGCCGGCAUCGGUACCAGGGCCACAGCAGUACAGAGGUGGACCUCAGGGGUACCCACAACAGCCUAGUCCACAAGCGUAUCCAGGGCCUUAUUCAAAUCAGAAUCCGGCAGCUAAUUAUCAAGGACCUCAGGCUGCCGGAUAUACGCCAGGGCAGCCCAAUCAGUAUGCAUCGCCUAAUUCAUCCCAGCAACAAGGCUAUCCCGCUGCCAAUCAACCAAGCUAUGGACCACCCAAUACUGGAAAUAAUUAUGGACCGCAACCAGGAGGGUAUCCGCCACCUGGAGCAAAUCAACCUCCUGCUGGUUAUGGUUCCCCACUGCCUAGUCAACUAGGGUAUCCUCCACCUAACACUUCCCAGCAAAAUUUUCCAUCUGGAGCCCAAUCCCAACAGCCUGGACAGUAUGGCAGCCCCAGCCCUCAGCCGACAUAUCAACAACCACCAUCUCAACCCCCACAAAAUACCUACAAUUCAACUCAGCCUGGAAAUUAUCCGCCUCCAUCUCCACAAGGGUAUCCAAAUAAUGCUUCUUCUCAAAACUAUCCGCCUCCACCAACAUCAAGCGCUGCUCAACCGCCGCAAUCAGGCCCACAACAGAAUGCUGCCCCUCAAACUAGCUAUGGAAAUCAACCCAAUUCUGGUCCUGGUCCCGGUCCAAGCCCAUCCCAAUACGGUCCUACAUCGACUUCCCCGCCAUUCAGUACUCCCGCAGCCAGCGGGGUCAGUACCUACGCUCAGAGUAGUCAAUCCAUUAGCACGCCGUCUGUUGCUUCCACGCAAACAUACCCACCCAGUAGCGCCGCUCCAACCUCGCAGGGCGGCGGCAGUAGUGGCUACGCACCACCGGGACCCACUCCCUCUGGAUACCCCGUGCAUCAACCGCCUCAUCAAGGGACACAUCCCCCCUCGCACCCACCUCCCCAUCAGCCAUCCCAUCCACCUCCUCAUCAGUCGCCUCAUCAACCUUCGCAUCAGUCUCCUCAUCAACAGGCGCAUCAGCCAUCUUCCCAUCAAUCCCAGCAUCAACCACAGCACCAGCCAUCGCAACAAACGCAACAGCAAUCUCAAACUUCUCCACAACAACAACAACAACAACAACAACAACAACAACAACAACAACAACAACAACAACAACAGCAGCAGCAGCAGCAGCAGCAACAGCAGCAACAACAACAACAACAACAACAACAACAACAACAACAGCAGCAGCAGCAGCAACAGCAACAGCAGCAGCAGCAGGCACAACAACAGCAGCAGCCACCGAAUCUAACUCCGAGUGGCUUCCAACCACCAUCAGGACCUCCCCAAGGGCCUCCACCACCUUCCGGGCCGCCGCAACCUUCUAGUGGCUAUGGCCCACCUCAGUCGCAUCCUGCCACAACGCAAACUUAUGUCCCCUCAUCCCCUGGUGGACAACCCCAAGUAUAUUCACCACAUCCUGCGCAAGGUGGGCAGCAUUAUGGGCACCCGCAAUACCCACCUCAGGGUUAUCCUCCUCCUCCUGGAGGUCAAAGUUAUGGGCAAUAUCCGCCACGGCCACCAGCUGGACACAUGCCACCACCGCCUGGCCCACAAGGUCCUCCACCCCCUAAUCAAUAUGCAGGAUACGGUUACCAGCCUCCGCCUCAAUAAUAAUCAGACUGCUCAUUCCCCGAUAUGGUCUCCUUGAUUACUUGUGUCGAAUAUCUUUGAACGGUUAUCAUAAAAGGCAAUUUGUAGCACAUUUGUGGAGUGUACGUCUCAACUUAUCACAUCAUUUGUACAUAUGUAAUAAACUUUCUUUCCAGUUGAAAGGCAAUUUACCAAAAUUGACCUGAUUCGCAGGGUUGAAAAUAACGCAGUUCAUCAAUCAUGAUAAUACUAAGUAAUCGGAGCAGGUUGCACAUGGAUCAUAACAAAAGCCACUGAUGCCAAUCAUGGUUUAACGUACGCUAUGUAUAGUGUGAUUAAUAUCCAAUUUCAUGUAGUACAGUGUGAAAAAAACUAUACUAUUCUCAAUUUGUAGCAAUUAAAUUCUUAAUAAAACAUAAAAGAAAAAAGUAA